GGUUUGCCUGAGGAGUGUAAAGUUCAGACUCCGGCGUUCACAGAUGCAGUGCGACUUUAUCGACAGUCUCAUGGUCAUUAUGGAACCUGGGAUAUGAUGUGUGGGAAGCCUCCACAGAUCCUCGCUAAUCUGGUCAUGGAGACCCUCCUCCCUGAGAUGAGAGACCUCAUAACUCCGAAACUGAAGGGCAAGAUGCAUGAGAGACAGAAGAACUGGAUGCUGAUAUCAGAUGCAGUGUACGGCCUGGUUCAGAGUCAGGCUCAGGCUCAGUAUGAAGCUGUAGUGCAGAGCUGUGAAGCAGGUCGACCUCCUCUUGAAACCACCAUCCGCACAGACAUGGACCAGAUCAUCACUUCCAAAGAACACGUGACCAGCAAAAUACGAGGGCUUGUGCUGCCCAAAGCAGAGAAGCUUCUAAAGGUCAGCAUCCAGCCAUACAUCAGCUCAAUCCUGGACGCUCUGAUGGAGCCCACGAGCCGAGGCUUCUUCGAGGUGCGAGACCUGUUCUUCAGAGAGCUGGUGGACAUGAGCAAGAAUCUCCUCAAUGAUGGAAACAAAGAGAAACUCGGCGAGCACAUGGACAAGAUCUCCAUGCUGGCCUUUCAUCCAGUGAAGAUGCAGAACGGCUAUGAGAAGAUGGAGACUCUGAGUUUAGAGGGACUCCAGCAGCGAUUUGACGUUUCCAGCCCGUCCGUGUUUGUCCAGAGAGCUCAAAUCCUAAUGCGAGAGCAAAUGGAUGACGCGGUGUACACGUUUGAGCAGCUGCUGCACCAGAGUUUGGAGGACCAGGAAGGAGAAGAUCUCUGUAAAACCAUCCAGCGCUGCCAGGAUCGGGUCAUCAAGAAAUUUGACUAUGACAGCAGCACUGUUCGUAAGAAGUUCUUCAGAGAGGCACUUCUGCAGAUCUUCAUCCCCUACAUGCUGAAACAGCUCUCCCCAUCAUGCUCUGCUGAGCUCCCUCGCUUCCAAGAGCUCAUUUUUGAGGAUUUCUCUCGUUUCAUUCUGGUGGAGAACAUCUUUGAGGAAGUGGUCCUGCACACGGUCAUGAAAGAUAUAAUGAUGGCGGUGAAGGAAGCAGCAGUCCAGAGGAGACACAACCUAUACCGAGACAGCAUUGUUUUGACCAACAGCGACCCAAACCUUCACCUCCUGGCAGAAAACCCUGCUAUCGACUGGGCUGAGGAGUAUGGAGGAGGCCAGGAGGAGGCAGGUGGAGAAAACGCUGGAGAUCCCGAAGCUCAGAAGAGGCGCAGGAUGAAGCAGGUGGUCUCCAUGAUCCAGUUAGAGGGCACUGCAUCAGUGCUGCCCCACGAGUCAUGCCUGGAAGUGCCCAACGUAGGCAAAAUUCCAGAGGAGGAGGCCGAGGUACAUUCAGACACCUCAUUAUCCCAAACAUCUGAGAAGCAAGUGCCCAACGGAACCAAAGAGGAUGUGAACAGAAAUGCGUUUGAGGAGAAGCCACCGACAAAUAGAAGUCCGCAAAAAGAGGAAGAGAAAACGAUGGAAAAUUCACCACAGGACACAGAGAGCAAGUCAGCAAUAGAUUGUGCCAUUCAAGAAAUCGACAAAGCAGUUCAGGAAGAGGAACAAGAGAAUCGGACACAGAAAGAGGAAACCGAGAUAAAAGCAGACACUCAUUUACAAGAAAUGGAAGGAAGUACAAAUAAAGAUCCACCUUUAGGUUCAGAGGAUUCAGCCGUUAGGGAAGUGGAGGCCGUGACGGCAUCAGAUCAACAGGAAAAUCACAUUACGGAGGGUAAUCAAGACUCCCACACGGAAAAGCCCAUCUGUUCGUUACAGCAGGACGACAGUGGAGUCCAGUCGCCCGCUAAUGAGGUAAAAGUAGAGGAGCAUCCAAUGGAAAAGCAGGAAUGUAAUGACGCUGAGACAGGAGAGGACACUGGGAAGGGAGAAAGUGCACACGUGUAUCACCAGUGAAAAGACGAUUCAGUUAAUGUGUUUGUAUGCCUGCAAACAUUGAGGAAAUGCAUCACACAUUGCUCUUAAAGGGAUAGUUCACCCAGGUAUGACUAUUAACUCACUGUUUACUCAACCACAAGUAGUUC
Messenger RNA from Danio rerio (zebrafish), 2066 nucleotides. RefSeq names its product niban apoptosis regulator 2b (gene niban2b). The record is from RefSeq and is marked validated. NCBI's taxonomy places the organism in Eukaryota, Metazoa, Chordata, Actinopteri, Cypriniformes, Danionidae.